AUCUUCGAUUGCGUUCGGAUCACCGUGGCGGGGAUAGUAUUUCAUUUAACGCGCGAACGCCGAUGCAUUUCUCUCGGGAACUUGCGACUUUCAUCCUCUGGGAUAUUUUUCCCCGCGCAGAAAGAGAAAGGGAGGGGGAAGGGUUGGAAAGGCACCCUGUAUCGAGCGAUGCCAUCAGGUCGCGACUAUUUGAUAUACGUCGCCGUGUCUAGAAGUCCUGGUCGCAAAAUCGCUACAAACUAUGUAGUUCCGACUAUCGUCCCUCAAUCCCCCUCUAUUCCUUGCAUCCGUCUUUUGUCGCGAACGAUAAGCGAGAUCAAAUUAAAUCGGUAUUCAACGGUAUCUCGCUCGACGAAGUCUUCAUUUAUCAACGGAGCAUUCAAAGGUCUUUUUAAUUAUAUCAGCCCGUUUCUCGGACCUUUACGUUUCCUUGCAUAAGGUAAUUUUGCACGCGUACACGAAGAACGUUCUUCGUCCAUAGAAUAUCUCUGGACCAGUUUAUCGGUGCUGCUUUCAUGAAAUUCUAAGAUUUAUUCCAACAGUUCCUUACCAGCUUUUCAUGCAGCUGCUCGAAAGCUUUAAAUUUUUUAUAAAAUUCUUUUACGCGAGGAACAGAUCAUAGCGGAGAUGAGCAAUAUUUCGACGAAAAACAAAACUAACUCGUACGCAAACACCCUUCUGGAAUUAUAGAGAUGUUCGAGUUGGAUGUCUGACGUGUGCGUGAAACAUCUGAUCUCAAUUGAUUCGUUACACGUCCCUAGAGACCUCCUCGGGUUUAAGAAGAGGGAGCGAGCGGUUAAGGGACGAAGGGGUUGGUCGACGCCUCCUCUCUGCGGCACCCUCGUCGAUUUUCCUCUCUCGCUUCGUUACCUUCAUCUCGUUUCCGCGCUCUUCCAUCGCUAAUGCAUCGGUGUUCGGCUUCGAUAAAUCUCGAGCAGCGAGGUACCAUACUGCAGCUGGCCCUUUCUCUGUCUUCGUUUUCCGCCGCGGUUGCUCCCUUCGUAUUACCAUCCUCUUCGAUGAAAUAGUGACUAGACGUCGGAAAAGAAACUUCCUCCUUCGGCUCGAUCCUCUUGAGAAGCUGACGCGUAUUUCACCGCGAGAAGAAGCACGGAAACAUCGUUAGGAAAUCGUUAAUUAUGGUUCAUUGCUUUGUUUGAUUAUCGAUUAAGACACAUGUACAAAUAACCUAAAUGUAAUCUCAUUUUGGAACGAUAAAUUAAGAUUUUAGCGAUAGGUAAUAAUAGCAAGGAUUACGAGCAGUGAUCGCUGCCCAACUCUACCACCAAAUUUCGAGGUUUAUUCAUAUAAUUUCUAUAAAUUAUUCUUCCUUGUAAAUAACUCUCUACGUACGUGUUUAUUUCAGUGACUUUAAUAAAAAAUCGAUUUAACGACGAAACGGGUCAAUGUUCGAACGCUGUUGUCGAAAUUAAUAUUGGAUGUGAUAGAAUCGAAUCAAUUUUUGUAGACGGCACCGGCGCGAGUAACUGGCCUGAGUUUGAUAAUCGAUUCGCUGGAUGUAUCGAUUAGUGCCACACUUUCCGGAUAAGUCACAAGUAUUGAAUCCGUGAAGCGACGCGUACAUUUCCCGUGGAAAAUGUUCCAUGACUUGCGAUGUAAUUCGUGGCUCCUCCCUUGCCUUUUGAUUGCAUUUGUACUCGUUACAUUGUCAAAAUACACCGCUACAUCAAACCACACGUCGAAGCCUAAUUAAAUCUUCUUUGUUCGACGAUAGAGCGGUGAAAGGUUGGAUACGUUUUCUAUGGGCCGGGCUGACUCGAUCAGUUGAGUCGAUUUGUUCUUAACCCCAAGUGCCGGGCAUGAUGCAAAGUAUGUAUUCGUCGAGGUGCUCAAAAGUUCACGCUUCGAUUCACGUAUUCAUAAUUUAACAGCUCGACCUCGAUUUCCGUCUGACGAGUGUUGCAGGGUACUCGAAGUCACUCGUAACGACGAUCUCUCUGACUUGCCUACCCUCAGGGGCUGUAGCUAUAUGAUUGUAGCUACAGUACGGGAUUAGCAACCUCGAGGUACCCGAGCUAGAGGGGAGCCAGUGAGCCCCAACAUCAUCCCUAAUGGAGAUGUUAGAGAAUUGCGAAAAGAAACAUGUAAGCGAAGUAACGUAAAUGAAGAAUUAAAUGAACGUAAGGAACGAACAAACGCAAGACUGGUACAUAGUCGAGUUAUACGAUUUUUCAUUCUUGAAAAUAAAACUCACUCGCUCUCUCUGGCUUAUCCAAAUUAACCAUAGAAUGGAGCCAGGCGCUACGUCGCGAAAAACGACAUUACUUGCGAGAUGAUCGUACGAAAGUAAAGCUUAAUGUUAAUAAUGGAAGAAUAGGUAAACUGCAAGCACAAAAAUCAAGUCGUAGAGAUGCACGAGGUCUUCCGGGCUCACCUCGAAUCGGAUUCUAACCAGUAAAUCUACGUUCGCAACUACACGUGCCAUCUUUUGGAAUGGGGUAGUUCCUGAACGUCUCCGCAAGACCGGUGCAUUUCGAUUUGAAAGGGGAUACGCUCGGGCACGUUCCGUAUGGCAUUCACGGCGGGGCGAAACGAAGGCCGACUCGGGGCUUCCCCUGUCCGUAUAUUUCAACGUUCGAAUAGAAACUGUUCGGAGGAUCAGUUAUUGAUAUUUUCUGAAACGGCAGAUAAAACUUUUUCCCGUGCCGUCUAGCGCGAAGCUGUCGUAUAUCUUUCGUUUACCGACGCCUCCGGAGGACAGCAAUACCAUAAUCGAGAUAUGGAAACCGGGAUGGGUGGCGAGGGGGUGAGGAGGGAUGAUGUAUACUCGGUCUUCCGUUUCUCGCGGAUUAUUUCUACGCGAUAAUGUUCGGAAAGGAAAGAAGUCGGGUACUCUUAAGUGGGAACAUCACUGCGAUGGGUUAAAAACGUUAAAAACUGGCAAGAACAAUGAAGGCCGAAGAAUAUGUUAUUAAAACUUCAGUCGAGGUGUUCUCGAAACGACUUUUUUCAAACUGAUGCACGCUAUAAAGUUUGUAUAAAUACAGUUCAAUGUAUCCUUAAUAACAUAUUCCUCCUUUUAAUCAAAAGAUAAUUAGUUAAUUCAAAGAGAAGAAUUAUAAAAAUUAGCAAUUUAUCAACCCUUCUGAGCGGUGUUCCACCUUGAGAGGAAGGAUGAGCACAAAAUGAAACUCGGGGCGGACGUCUCUGAUUAUUUCAGAGAAUAAGACCGAUAACGUGAUCCCGUUUUAUAUCUUUACAAGUUCCUCUCUUUUCAGGGUCUAGACUUUCUUGACGUUCCCGUGAAACGAGACGCUUAACGUGAUUGCGUUGCAAUACGCCGAACGAGCAAAAACUUUUCGUCCCUACGAAUGGAAACGUACAAGAAAGAUGGAAUAAAUGAUAGGCCGUUAACGAUACGCCCGGGGUAUCCUUUUCGCCGUUCGUUUCGUUAGAGGCAAAGCAAAACAGGAUGGAUAUCUUUAUGCAACGGGCUUCGCCGUUUCUCCUUUUUAUUCGUGCGAUAGAUUAAUGAUUACGCUUAUCUUCGAGAAAAUCGAUGAAUACUACGAAUACUACGAAUACUCGAAGCUCCAUUUGGCUUUCAAAUAAAAAUUAAUGGCACAAGGAAGCGAAUGGCUGUCAAAUAUUAUUUAAAAAAAAAAAAGAAACAUUUAACACGUUGGUCGCUACGUCAUCCAAAUAUGGGUGACGGUACUUUUCAUUGAAAGAUUAAAAAAAUUCAUUCUAAACAUUAAGCAUCAAAGUGAAUUUGAACGAAUCACUCGAAUCUCGAUGAAGUUACAGAAAUAAAUACCGCGACAAGCGUUUGAUUAUGCAAAGGAACCUAUUCUUCCAACGAUGGAAAUCGAUGUUAUUUCGAAACGCAGGAAAUACAAAAGUUACAACAUACUCGAUACUCGAUUUCCCGAUAAUUACGUUAGAAAAAUGCGUUCAAGACGUAUUCGUGUACUUGGAUAGCUUCGUACGUGGCCCCUUUUAAUUAAAUUAGGCGUGCGUCGAUAAAGGUGAGCGCGUUCGAUGCUUCGAUACGUGGCCAAGGGUGGCGCCAACGUCGUUCCCACCCCUCGCGUCUCGCAACCAGCGCCGCUUCCCAUCGUUCGCGUUAGGUCCAUCGGGCCUGACGAGUCGCUAGUCGAGUUAGUACGACUCGUGACGUCGCGGAUCGUGGUUGCUUGGUACUUUGGUGUUCGCGGUGUUUCGUCGGCGAUGUGACCGGUCCGGAAAGUGACGUGCGCUUCUUCGUCUACCUUAACGUGCUCCAAAAGGCUAGUAGAUUAAUCGGUACGCCGGCUGUUCCGAAAUUGAAACGUAUCUGAACGUGAGUAAACGCGGAACCGUGUCGCGGCGUGCCCUGCGUCCUUCUAAGGAUUUCGAGUAGAUUCUGAACGUUUCGUUGUCCCGCGUAACAACGUUUCAUCGAUACUGGAUGCUCGUCGAUGUCGUUGCGACGUCUUAACUCUGGCGUCAAGGAAUCGUCGCUUCUGGCUUAUGGGUGGUUGGUAACCGUGAAUCAAGGGACGCGAUCGGUCGUGAUCGGUGUUUAUUCGAGUGAGGAUAUUGGCGUUAACGGCGCCAGUUGGGUCCUGGGGAGCCAACUAAUUAAUAGUCCGCGUUACGUUUGACGUGACUGUCAUUCGUCCGGAGUCGCUGGACGAAGGACGUGAGAGUUUUCGAAAACACGAUAAACGCGUGCCGAUUUACGAUCGACGCGCGCGCGCGAGUGAUCCGAGAGCGAUCGGUAAUUGGAGUGUGAAAGAAUUCACGUCGAUUCCUUACCGGCGAAAGUGAGCUACGUUUUGGAGUAGGAGCGGAGAGUGGUAUACGAUUGAAACGUAAACGCCAGGAGUAACCACAUCGGUGCGUGGCUCCGAUCGAGGACGCAAGGAAGAUCAGGAAAACAUGUCGAGGCUGCUGAAAGGCGAACCGACGGGCGGUUAUGUCAUUGACUCUGACGAGGAUCGUCGAAUGUAUUAACCGAUGACGCGUAGCGUGGUGUAAUAGAAGAGCGAAACGGUGGCGGAGGACUAGCACUGGACGCGCACGGGAAUUCAUCGAGGGAACGGAUCGUCUUCCGAUUUAGCCGUAGAAAGAAAAGCAGGCCAGGCGUCGUGCCUCCCACUGCCUACCGGAAGUCAUAUGCCCAUACACGCGCGGAAAACGGUAAAUCAUCCUAGAGGCGAACGCUUCUGACGAACGCACGCGUUUAUUUUACGUUGGAUCCCGAAGCACGCCCGCUCCUCCACCUCGAUUCGUUUUCUUUUGCUUGGUUCAUCUCGGUGCCUUGAUUCUUUCGUUUCUUCCCGAGAUCCAUCGACAAGCGUGGCGCUUGCGAGGAAAUCGAAAUGGUCGAGUUGUGCGGUAGCGGGCAACCGACUUCGGCGAUGGGUGUGAUGGGGAUCGGCUCGGUGGUGUCCGCGGCGACGUCGUCCUCCUCCUCGUCGACGUCGACCACGGCGGCGUCGUCCUCGGCAUCGGGGCGCGCCGGUGUCCUGGAAACGCAGGUACGCGGCCAGUGGUACCGCGUGUUCGUCUCGCUGGAGGACGAUUACCUCAGCAUCUCUCUGGACGAGAGUUGCGAGACUGGUAACAACGCUCUGAACAACGGCAACAUCAACAACAACAAUGUGGACAGCCUGAACGAUCCCGACGUGCCAGACUCUGUUGCUAACCAGAAGAGGAUCGUCCGCGUGGUGAAGAGCGACAAUAACGGGCUCGGCAUCUCGAUAAAGGGCGGCAAGGAGAACAAAAUGCCGAUCUUGAUCUCGAAGAUCUUCAAGGGGAUGGCCGCGGACGCCACCGAACAGCUGUACGUGGGUGACGCGAUCCUGGCUGUAAACGGAGAGGAUCUGCGCGAGGCGACCCAUGACGAGGCAGUGAAGGCCCUUAAGAGGGCUGGCAAGGUUGUCGAACUCGAAGUGAAAUAUCUGAGGGAGGUGACGCCGUACUUCAGGAAGGCUUCGAUCAUCCAGGAAGUCGGCUGGGAGCUGCAGCGCGGUUUCCUCAGCGCGACGCCUCCUCCGCCGAAGUCACCACCGCGAGCGGAUACUCGUUAUCUGCCGCUGCAACUCUGCAGACUCACCAGGGCUCAUCCUUCCUCCGAUACUGAGGGACGCAUCUUGGAACUACACUCCCCGGACGGUGUGCACGAAUGCUGGCUACGGGCUGCGGACAAUGCCGAGGCGAAUGUCUGGUUUAAUGCUCUUCACUCGGCGCUCGCCGCUCUCACCUUGAAGGCCCUGCGACUGGCUUCGGCGCUUCCGGAUCCGCCGCAGCUUCAGCACAUCGGCUGGCUCGCGAGGAGACACUGUCUUCAGAACGGACGUGCCAGCAGCGAAAGCAGCGAGGACGGGGCAGGUAGCAGCGCGAGCACUUCCAGAGGAGCUGGAAGCUUCGGCCUCGGUGGUGGCUGCACAGGGGGAUGGCGCAGCGUGUUCGGGGCGGUUUCAGGACGAGAACUGAGGCUCUACGAAUGCGCACCCUGGAGUCCAGAGGCUUGGGCCUCUCCCAGCAUCACGUGUCCUCUUAUCGCCACCAGAUUGGUCUCGUCGCCGACAAGAUCGAACGAGGCGGCGAGCAGCAGUAGCGGCGCGGCGCAGCACGCCGCGACGUUCGCGGUGCGGGUGGGCACGAUCGACGGGGUCGUAACGCAUCAUCUUCGAGCAGAGACGAGGAGGGACUUGGCGGCCUGGGCCAGAGCGAUCGUUCAGGGCUGUCACGCGGCUGCUCACUCCUUGCGCGAAUACACCGUUCGCUGCACGUGGCAAGGAAAGGCUUGCCAGCUGGUCGUCAACCACGAGGACGGUUUCGCGUUGUACGCGGCCGGCACAAGGGGCGUAGGCGGAAACGGCGUUAGUCCUGGCUCACCCCCUGCACCCUUAUGGAGAAGAUCCUUCGACAAACUGAGAAUGUCCGCCGACGAUGGGGCGCGACUGCUGUGGCUCGACUUCGGCGGAGAGGAUGGAGAGAUUGAGCUGGACCUCGAGAGCUGUCCAAAGCCGAUCGUGUUCGUUCUGCACAACUUCCUCUCCGCGAAGAUCCACCGGUUGGGGCUGAGCGCAUAGGGGUACGAGGGGGCCCCGACAGAGGCCCCCGACCUGCCGCCCCACACGACCAGGUCCGUCACCAGCGUCUUCCUCCACUGAGCCCGAUCCGUUCGGAGAAGAAGCGGGCAGCGGAUGGCAGGCAGUAGAGAGCAACGAAGACCAGAGACACUCGACGGGUCCGUGAAGAUGCGUGUUCGAGUUUACCGCCGGAAGGGAGGCUCGCGUAGAUCCACGCUCUUCCACGUUUCCAGCCAGGCCUCGAUGGUGUUCUCGAUGCUGGCGGUGGGGCGAUUCGGUCGGUCUCACCCAGCGAACUUGACGGGAGAGAAAGAGACUCUUUUUACGCGUAAUGAAAGAAAGUAUACCUAGGCGACGAGGAACGUCGACGAUCGGCCAGGAUCGUCGACUCGAAGCCAUCCACCGCGGUCGCAAUUUAUCGAGGAAAGUACAUCCAGUAGGCUAGGCGUCCGCCGGGAUACUGGGUCGGGGCUGGUGGGAAUCGUAACUAAUCAACGCGCCUAAGUAACCAAUUUAAACAAAAAUAACAAAUAACAAAUAAAAACUAUCUACCUAACGCUAAGUAUGAAAUAACACGACCGGUGGGAGGAGGGGAGAGAGGACUGAGUAGAGAACGAGAGUCCAGCCGGUCGACGAGAAACGUUCUCCGGAUCGAGAACGCUCGAACGCGGAGACCGACUAGAAGAAGCUAAUCAAUUACUGUCCAACCGCGCGCUGCCCGUUGGUUAUUUUGCGCUCCUGCUUCCUCCCUUGUCCAUCGAGCAGAGAAAGGAAAGCUAGGGAAGGUAGAAUCGACGGAACGAAGGAAACUCGCGGAAAUCGAAGGUCUGAGCAUCGCCGAGUGUUGGACCUCUGGAAGGAGAGGAAUUCCAAUGCAACGAAAAUAAAUUCCCGAAAUCGGAUAUUUCGCGUGCAACAACCCACUAUAAAAUUACAAUUUAAUUCCUACGAUCGGAUUGCAAGGCUGCGAGAUUUAUCAUUUUUUUAACGCAAGUAUUAACCACGCGUCGUUCCGUCGCGAACAGUCUGGCGAUGAUUACCGCGAGCUUCUCUGGACUCUUUCGAGCGAGAUCCGCAGCUUCGACAAGGGAGACGAGUUAAGGGUCUCCCAGAAGAAGGAACUUGGGAUAGUUACGGCGGAGACCAGCGAAGUCGAACGAACGAGGUAACGAUCGCCCGAUUUCGUCGAGAUAUCGUUCGAAGGGGAUCGCGACAGAGUCGAAGACGAAGGACUCCGUUAUCCUCCGACGGUAGACCAACGGGCGGACGUUAAUAGUUGUUUUGUACGAUUCGUAUUCUUAACGCGGGCAAUAGUGGACACCGGUAGAGAGGGAGGUCUGUCCAUCCAAAGCUAGCCGAGAGUGGAAACCCGAAUCGAGCCCCGAAAACUGGCUGGAACGCAUUUUCGGGACGCUCAGGGUAUCGCAAAGUAGAAAAACCUGUAAAUGAGCGAACACGUCGGGACGAAUUAAUUUAACUCUUCCGCACGAUUUAAUCGACAGAGAGAGAAGGAGAUACAGAGGCCGGGAACGCCGCGAAAGGAACGGCCGGGAGCGCGCGUUACACGCAUUCACGCACACACGCCUAGAGAAACGAAAAGCAACGUCAUUAAGCGCGGGAUAAGUACGGAACAUCGACGAUUCAGUUGGAAGGAUUUGCGCGUAAACUGUGUAUUUUUCUAAUGAUUUAGGACGUUCGGCCGGUCGCGGCUCGACGAACGCGCCGUUCUUUUUUUCCCGUGUUACGGGACACGCAGUCCUCUUACGUUAUCAUUUUCUCUAGGUUUAAGAGACGUUAACGUGUAUAUCUAUGAGUUACCAAAUAAAUGAAAGCGGUUAGAAAAAAAA
Messenger RNA from Hylaeus volcanicus, 8893 nucleotides. It is a transcript of the gene Syn1, whose product is annotated as beta-1-syntrophin. The transcript has 9 exons. Bases 5328 to 7046 code for a protein of 572 amino acids. Gene Ontology annotation, molecular function: structural molecule activity; protein binding. Gene Ontology annotation, cellular component: intracellular anatomical structure; dystrophin-associated glycoprotein complex. The record is from RefSeq and is a predicted model, not a curated record. Lineage: Eukaryota; Metazoa; Arthropoda; Insecta; Hymenoptera; Colletidae.